UAGCCAUCGACUGUCUUGGUGUUCAUUGGAAUAAAACCAGACUAAGCUGGACAAUCUUGCAAUAACUUUUUGUGAUAUAGUUCUAUUUUUGCUUCCACUAUAGUAAAAUAAUGAUUUGCCAGUAGUUUUCUUCGAUUGAGAACUUUUCAGCUAAUCAAACUAAUUUUAACAAUACCAAAUGCUUCAAAGCUAAAGAAUAGAUAAAAACAAAAUGCUCCAUUCUACCACGGAAUCUCAAAGCAAUGCCGACUCCGGCCAGAAGUGUGAUAUCAGCAAGGAUAAAAACAAACGCGGCGUCGCCGACAAAAACUGCAACCUGCGGGAAGCACGGAGUUCCCUGGCAAUGCAAAACGUUGCCACUGCAAACAAACGACUAUCGUCGACGGGACAAGGUGAUGCCUAUAGCGAGCGAAAUAGCCAAUUUAGCGAACAACCCAGCUCGCGGGCUAGUAAACGUGCCAAGGCCAGCGGUUCAACGACGUCUAGCGGAACGAUUGACUCAUCCGGGAGUACCUGCAGCGAUGGUGAUACGUCGUCCUCCUAUGGGGACAGCAAUUUACCGUACCCCGGCUUCGUAGAGUAUUCUCUCAAGUAUCUACGGCAGGAUUCGAAACCGCGAAUCUGGUGCUUGCAGCUUAUAACGAAUCCGUGGUUUGAGCGAAUCUCAAUGCUCGUGAUACUACUGAACUGUGUUACAUUGGGAAUGUAUCAACCUUGUGUAGAUGAUGCUUGCGUUACCAAUCGGUGCAAAAUAUUACAGAUUUUCGACGACAUCAUCUUCGGAUUCUUUUCAUUGGAAAUGACAAUCAAAAUAGUUGCUAUGGGAGCGUACGGUAAAGGGACCUACUUGGCAGAUUCCUGGAACCGACUGGAUUUUUUCAUCGUUCUGGCAGGUGCUUUAGAGUAUUGUCUACAAGUCGAAAAUUUUAACUUGACGGCAAUCAGAACGAUACGUGUGCUACGGCCUCUCAGAGCAAUCAAUCGAAUUCCAAGCAUGCGAAUACUGGUCAUGCUUCUACUGGACACGUUACCGAUGCUAGGGAAUGUGUUGCUGCUGUGCUUUUUCGUGUUUUUCAUAUUUGGUAUUGUUGGUGUUCAACUGUGGGAAGGAAUACUCCGGCAACGAUGCGUGAGAUCUCUACCGGAAAACGUAUCUACUCCAGAGGCUAUACCAGAAGAAUACCGAGUCCGAGUUCGCGUCAAUUCCAUAUCAUUAUACUACGAGUUCUCGAAAGAACAGGACUACAUAUGUUCGAAACCAGAAGAUUCGGGAAUGCAUUUGUGCAAGGAUCUACCACCGUACCGAGUAGGACCACUGGUUUGCAAUGCUUCAGCGAUUCCAUUUUCAGACAACAUCCCUACAUCUAAAUCGUGCGUCAAUUGGAAUCAAUACUAUACGAAUUGCACGCAACGGGGAAGCAAUCCAUUUCAAGGAACUAUAUCGUUCGACAAUAUUGGGUUGGCGUGGGUGGCGAUAUUUCUGGUAAUAUCACUUGAAGGAUGGACUGAUAUUAUGUAUUAUGUGCAAGAUGCUCACAGUUUCUGGGACUGGAUUUAUUUCGUGCUGCUGAUCGUGAUUGGAUCGUUUUUCAUGAUAAACCUCUGCCUAGUCGUCAUAGCAACUCAAUUUUCGGAAACUAAAAAACGAGAAAUGGAACGGAUGCGACAGGAACGAGCUCGGUUCACCUCAACAUCGACACUGGCAUCCAGUACAAACAACUCGGAACCAACAACCUGCUACGCUGAAAUCGUCAAAUACAUCGCUCAUUUGUACAGACGAUUCAAGCGUCGCCUCAUUAAGAAGUUACGAUUGUAUAAAUAUCAGUUUCAACACAGAAAGGAAGGAUUAUUAUCGCACACUCCGGAAACAUUAACACUAUCACCCAACAGAUUGAAAGCACAUCAUCCCAAAUGCCCAAGAGUCAAGUCACUAUCGAACAGCAGUAUUCACAAAAACAAUCAGGAGGUUUAUUCUCCGAGUUCCAUUGUAUCUAGGAACAUGAAACCAUCAUCCGUUUGCAGUGACAAACAUUCAUCGUCAGAUGUAUCUGAAAUGGUUUCGGCAGAAAAUAUCAAAAAUAAUGCGCUCAAUAACUGCUCAAACUAUGCAAACACUGAGGAUAGACAAAAAGUAGUAUUGCUGAAGGUUCCUAAUAACGAAAAUAAUCAAUCCUCAACCAAUUCACUGAGUGCGUCAUCGACAGGUAGAAGAAAAUCAUCCGUAAUGUUCGAUGAGUGUGUAAAGCAUCAUACAUCCCCAACGAUUCCAGAACCAACGGCUGAUAAAAAUGUGUAUUGUUUAGAAAAAAUGACUCAGACAAGUGAUGCUGGAAUUUGGCAGGUAAACUUACCCCAGUCGCUUCAAACAAUGACAUCUGUUAUUAACGAUUAUUCGGAGCUGUGUCUAACAGAUGCAAUGACAUGUCAAGAAUUACUGGCUUUUUCCGUGGCGUUCUCAGCAGCUCUACCAACAGGCCACACGACGCUAGAAUCAUUUUACUCGACCCUAAUGAGAACUAGGACAAACGAAUCAUGUAAUAAAAAAUCACCAGUUCCCAGCAUUCAAGAGAAUAAUGCAAAAACCGUGUCACAAAAAAUAUCGCCACCUGCAUCCAAUUGUCUAGCGCAAAACACAGCAAACAUUAACAAUAUGGAUGAGUUUUCCUGUUGCUACGAACUGUACCAGAAUGCAGCACUCGCAGAUAAACACGCAAAGGACCACUCCAAAACUUACUGUGGUCUAGCGAAACUAUGCAGGCAUAUUCGGAUAUGCCUGCGAUAUAUUCGCAAUUGCACCAAAAAGUUAGUGGAACACCAAUACUUCCAGCAGGGAAUUUUGCUGGCAAUUCUCAUCAACACCCUGUCGAUGGGUAUCGAGUACCACAACCAGCCGGAAGAGCUGACCGCAAUCGUGGAAACGAGCAAUAUCGCCUUUUCGGCCAUAUUUGCCGUGGAAAUGGUGCUGAAGAUAGUCGCCGAAGGACCCUUCCGAUACGUUGCCAAUGGGUUUAACGUGUUUGAUGGGGUUAUUGUAAUACUAAGCGUCGUUGAACUCGGACAAGCCUAUCUAGGAGAAGGACAGGGAAACUCGGGACUGAGCGUACUGAGGACGUUCCGGCUAUUACGUAUAUUGAAACUAGUCCGGUUCAUGCCUAACCUUCGACGCCAGCUAUUUGUGAUGCUGAGAACUAUGGACAAUGUUGCAAUUUUCUUUUCACUGCUAAUACUAUUUAUUUUCAUAUUCAGCAUCCUUGGCAUGUACUUAUUCGGAGGUAAGUUUUGUAAGUUUGUCGAUGAAUAUGGACAAGAAAGGGAAUGCACUUGUCCAGAAAUUGUCUCCAAACAUCCACUGUGUGAGUGUGACCGAAAACACUUCAACAAUAUUCUCUGGGCAACGGUUACAGUGUUUCAAAUUCUUACCCAAGAGGACUGGAACGUUGUCCUGUUCAAUGGAAUGGAAAAAACAAGUCACUGGGCUGCCCUGUACUUUGUAACCUUGAUGACAUUUGGCAAUUACGUGCUGUUCAACCUGUUGGUAGCCAUUUUAGUCGAAGGUUUUAGUUCGGAGAGAAAUGAAAGACGAGAACGUGAACAACGAGAACUGGUAAAAGCAAAAUUGAAUGCUGAAUCUUUAGCGGCCCAAGAACAAAACAGCGACAUUUUCGAUGAUCCGAAAAGUUUCUCCGAGUCAACUACCAGUGACAGUUACAAUGAAGCACGAGGAAAGUGGUUCAGUGCAGAAGAGUUGCGAAUGCAGAUCAGGGAUAUAAAAUGCAACAUUCAAAAGCAACGCCUGCUACAGCCGGAAUAUGAUAACAUCAAUUUGUCUAUACCGAAGCUGAACUCGGACAAAGACGCCAUAAAUUCUGCUGAUUUACACGCAACGAAAAAGAAAAAAUGCGAGCCACUAAUGUUGUACAACAUACAACACAUAGAUGCUCCCAUUAUAACCACAACGGCAGCUACUCCUCAAGAUUCCCCAAACGGAACUCUCGAUACGGGAAUCGAUUUCAAACAUUGGGAAAACCUUGACAUGCAGCACACGGAGAAAAGUGAAAGUGUUUCGUUACUGAAACCACCCCCAGUCCUUGGUUCAUUGAAAGCACUAGACGAUCGAUCGUUCCUAGAGGGGACACCUGUGUUUAAUGAAAUUCGAAGAAAAUCUGAGAAAACCCACAAUACUUUGAGUGAGUAUCGACAAGCAGUAAGUAAUCGGAUUCAACUAUCCGGUUCGAGUGACACCCAAGAAAAACUAGCAAUUCCACGAAAGUGUAGCUUGAAGCUGCAAAACAAUGCAUUGAAAGAGAAAGAAGUACUAAACAAUGGAAGAGGCCAAACAUUAUCCAGCAUGCGAAAAAAUAAUACCUUACUGCAAAAAAGUUACCGCAUUCAAAACGAUACUCAACGGGACAAAUAUAGCGGACCCCGGAGAAACUCAACGAGGCGAUCGUCCUCGGUCAGGGCCGGCAGUAAGACGGGAAGUAUCGCUAGCAACAUAAGCGCCUCCUCCUACUCCAAGUAUCCGUACAACGAAAACGAUCAGUUCUUUUUCGAUCGGAAAAAUUCGAUCCGGCUGAGUGACAUAAAAAGUCCGAACAAUGCUCGUCGAAUGUCGGCAAUUGAGCAAACCUAUCGGAAGCACUCGCGGGUCGCUUUGCACAACUUUGAGCUGAGAAAGAUUCAGGAAGAACUUAGCAAAAACAGUAAUCAACCGGUGAAUACGGUUGAGCAGGAAGCUCGCAACUCGGUGCCGGAGAUUUUGAAUGUAAGGCACAAGAAGAAGUCGAAAAGUCGGUUGAAGCAGUUCUUCCGUUAUGUUACGCCACAGAAUUUUAUCGAGGAUCGAGAUUUGUACACUUUGUACAUAUUUCCCGAGGACAACAGAUUCCGGCAAAUAUGUAGCUGGUUUGUUAAUCAGAAGUGGUUCGAUAAUGUGAUCCUGUUGUUCAUUGCUUUGAACUGUAUAACGUUGGCAAUGGAGAGACCAAAUAUACCACCCAAUUGUCCGGAAAGAUACUUCUUGGCAACCGCGAAUUAUGUGUUCACGGCAGUGUUUGCUGUAGAAAUGUUUAUCAAGGUGGUAGCAACUGGUAUGUUCUACGGACCAGACGCAUAUUUUACAUCCGGUUGGAACAUUAUGGAUGGUUCGCUUGUUAUUAUAUCAAUCAUAGAUCUACUGAUGUCUCUGAUUAGUGAAUCAAGUCCUAGAAUAUUCGGUAUUUUAAGGGUUUUCAGACUUCUACGGUCACUACGGCCCUUGCGAGUUAUAAACAGAGCUCCUGGUUUGAAAUUAGUCGUGCAAACAUUACUGUCAUCUCUACGACCUAUCGGAAAUAUAGUACUGAUAUGUUGCACAUUCUUCAUUAUUUUUGGCAUCUUAGGAGUUCAGCUCUUCAAAGGCACCUUUUUCUAUUGCGAAGGAGAGAACAUCAAAGGAGUUAAAACGAAGGAUGAAUGUAGAAAAAGUGACGGAAAUGUGUGGAUAAAUAGAAAAUAUAAUUUUGACGAUCUUGGAAAAGCGUUGAUGUCACUGUUCGUACUGUCAUCGCGAGAUGGUUGGGUCAACAUCAUGUACACGGGACUUGACGCUGUGGGCGUAGACAUGCAGCCAAUUGUCAACUAUAAUGAAUGGCGGCUGCUCUAUUUCAUCGCAUUCAUCCUACUGGUGGGUUUUUUCGUUCUGAACAUGUUCGUCGGAGUCGUGGUGGAAAACUUCCACCGCUGCCGUGAGGAGCAAGAGAAGGAAGAGAAAAUUCUAAGAGCUGCAAAACGUGCCCUACAGAUGGAGAAAAAGAGAAGACGUAUGCACGAACCACCAUACUAUACCAACUACUCCCCGCUGCGAAUGUUCGUUCACAAUGUAGUCACAUCGAAAUAUUUCGACCUGGCAAUAGCCGCCGUUAUAGGCCUAAACGUGGUCACGAUGGCUAUGGAGUAUUACAUGAUGCCACUACCGCUGGAGUAUGCUCUGAAAAUUUUCAAUUAUUUCUUCACGGCAGUAUUUAUACUGGAAGCGAUGAUGAAACUGUUGGCGCUAGGAUUAAAAAUCUACAUGAAGGAUAAAUGGAAUCAGCUUGACGUCGGCAUUGUGAUUCUAUCAAUUGUAGGAAUUGUACUGGAGGAAUUGGAAACGAACAUCAUCCCGAUCAAUCCGACGAUAAUUCGCGUUAUGCGAGUGCUAAGGAUUGCACGGGUACUUAAGUUACUAAAGAUGGCCAAAGGAAUCAGAGCUCUACUUGAUACGGUUAUGCAAGCACUGCCACAGGUUGGAAAUCUUGGAUUGUUGUUUUUCUUGCUGUUCUUCAUAUUCGCAGCACUGGGCGUUGAAUUGUUCGGCCGGUUGGAGUGUUCGGAUGAGUUACCCUGUCAAGGAUUGGGAGAACAUGCACACUUUGCAAACUUUGGAAUGGCAUUUUUAACACUAUUCCGCGUUGCUACUGGUGACAAUUGGAAUGGCAUUAUGAAGGAUACGUUGAGGGACGAUUGCGAUGAUACAGCCGAUUGUGUUAAAAAUUGCUGCGUAAGCACGAUAAUUGCUCCAAUAUUUUUCGUAAUCUUUGUAUUGAUGGCUCAGUUUGUGUUAGUUAAUGUUGUAGUAGCUGUGCUGAUGAAACACUUAGAGGAAAGUCACAAACAAAUGGAAGAUGAGAUAGAUAUAGACACAGAGCUUGAGCGUGAGUUUGAACGAGAGCAAGAAUUUGAAGAAGAACAAGCGCUUUGUCUGCAACUUGAAAAUGACCAGAAACAACUACAAAAAAGACCACUAACUAAAGUAUCUUCACUACCAUCUAAUUUUACCUACAGUACACCGGUGCUGGAGAAACGGUCGAAUUUACAACGACGUCAAACCGUACAGUAUUUUAACCAAAAUGCACAACAUUGUAAUUCCUAUUCAAACAACAACUCGUAUGAUGAAACGGCAGAAAAUAAUAUAAAUGACGAGGAUGAAGAGCCAGUUAACUCUGUCAAUGAUAAUUCUAGCGAUAAAAGUGCCAAUAAGAAAAUACAUAUAAACAAAUCUCUAUUCAAUAAAAGUGUCGAAAGAAGGACAUCAACUGAAGAAUUUAGGAAACAGCACAAACCUGGUGAUGAUUUUACGAUAAACGAUAAGAAUAGUACAUUAAAAUAUUCCAACAGUUGGAAAGAAAACAAAAUUGAACCUACGUUGGAAGAAGCGGACACUACCUUGAAAAUGUCAUGCCCAACAAUUGUUCCAUCUGCUAAAGGAAUCUCGAAAAACAAUAAAUCGGACUACCGUCAAUUAAGUCUGGAUUGUGAUGUAAAAACUAACGUAAUGCAGGACUACCUAAACCUACCGAGCUCGGGUAGUAAAUUUUUCUCCAGCACACCAGUUGCCAGCAACGUGGCAAAUACGUUGAACAACAAUAAAUCAUUUCUGUCGGUGCCCAAAUUGCAGCCAAAAAGUCGUUCCGGUAGCACCAAACAAUUGUUCAAACAAGCUGCCCUCGAUGAGGAUACCGAAACGAAUGAAAGUUCCCUGUUGCUACCUUCUACUUCACAUACGACUGCCUUAGCUAGUGACCAUUCCUUCAAUAUGCUGAAUGUCUGCAAUGAGGAAGCGGUGAAGAAGUCCGAUUCAUGCGAAAUUCUGCGGAUUAUAUCGGAACGUAGGAAAAUAUAGUAAUAUACCCCAUGUGUAAUUGAUUGUUCAAUAUUUGAGGGUAGCAUAACCCUGUGUAACUCUGUUUAGUUGACAUUGUUUUAGCAAUUAGACUAAAAAUGUUUAGUCAGAUAGAUAGUCCUACGGGUUAAGAUUUUAAGGUUUAAAUUUGCCAAACUUUAUUCACAGAUACACGACAUACGAGCUGACCUUGUAUGCCCAUUUGCAUGUUUCUUUUAAAAUAUCUUUCUUCGUGCCAUAGUGGUAGGUCCAACAUUGUCUUAUUUGUAUUAUGAUAUUUCAAACAAGACGAUAUUGGAUGUAUACCAAAACAAGGCUGUUCUUGCGAUAAAGCUCAAAGUAAAUCUUUAACAAACUGUUUUUCCGGAUCGCUGUUAUUCAAUGUGGGACUUUUAUGUCUUUAUCAAAUAAAGUUGGAUUUUGAAUUUGAAUUCAUCUCAUCAUUAACUGUAACAGCGAAACAGACACACGUCUUGUGUGAGCACCUAAACAACUGACUGGUCCCGAGUGAUGUCUCGGGAAGCAAGCACAGUAGCUCUAGAUCGCUGGUGAGAAAAUGAAAUCGAAAUAUUAUUUUUGGUUUGCGAAGCAAACGCCUAGACUUGUCUAUAUUGGUAGGAAGUGAAUCCAACAUUUUAACAAUGCAAUGUAGUAGGAUAUCAUUUAAUAAAAAAUUGCGAGAAAUUCGAUGAAAUUGCAUUUUCUGCUAGUAAAUAAGGUAACAUGUUAUGAAGGUAGACCUAAAAAAUUAGUGAUCAAUGUUUGUAAACUAGAUAAACUAAGAAACUGAAAAAAGGUUGUAAACUAUUUUCAUUUUUCUUGUUUUUGUUCACUGUUUAGAUAAUUACUAAUUACGAAAUGAAGCAUGACAAUCUCGUAGAAGCCUUCCUAUUGUAACACUUACAAUCUAUAUAAGAAAAAUUAGCAAUAAAUGCAGAAAUACUUAACAGAAAACUUUAUUA
Molecule: messenger RNA, 8604 nt
Organism: Topomyia yanbarensis
Lineage: Eukaryota; Metazoa; Arthropoda; Insecta; Diptera; Culicidae
Gene: Ca-alpha1T
Product: voltage-dependent T-type calcium channel subunit alpha-1G
Exons: 27
Coding region: 212-7642 (2476 amino acids)
Biological process (GO): neuronal action potential; sodium ion transmembrane transport; calcium ion transmembrane transport
Cellular component (GO): plasma membrane; voltage-gated calcium channel complex; neuron projection
Molecular function (GO): low voltage-gated calcium channel activity; voltage-gated sodium channel activity
Source: RefSeq, a predicted model, not a curated record